AUGACACCAGUGUACAAGACACAGUACAACUCCUAUGGAAAUCAAAGAAAAGGCUCCUGUGGACUCCUACUGGCUUUGGAUCAAGCAUUAAAUGAGGCACAAAAGGAAAAUAAUGUGAGAUCCCGUGCGGUUAAUGUCAAAUCCGGGUUCCCACGUGGCUUUCCGAGGGAGGAGAUGGAAACUUUCCUGAUCGCCUUCUGCUGGCGUUUCUUCGCCUUCACCCGCUUUCGCUCGGUCCGCGGCCAGCAGCAGCAUCUCGUGUGCCCCGGGACAGAUGGCAUUGCUGCUUACUCCGGAGAGAAACAAAAUAGUAGCCCUCUGCCCCCAAAUAGUCCCAGAGCUCUUUCCCACUCCCUGAACAACAACAGCAAAUCUGCCACGCUGAAGGGGAGGAAAAUGGGUAUUCAGCAGGCUGAUUCUCAGGGCCACUACUGGACCAUCGCCCCGGCCAGCGAGUUCAUGUUCGAGGAGGGCUCGUUCCGCCGCCGCCCGCGGGGUUUCCGCCGCAAGUGCCAGGCGCUGAAGCCCAUGUACCGCAUGAUGAACGGGCUGGGCUUCAGUGCCUCGCUGCUGCCGCAGGGCUUCGACUUCCAGGCGCCCUCGGCCCCGCUGGCCUGCCACGCCAAUGGCUACAACCUCGACAUGAUGCCCAACUCCAUGGCGGGCGCCUACGAGGGCCACCACGUACCGCACAUGUCCCCCAACCCGGGCUCGACCUACAUGGCCAGCUGCCCCGUGCCUGCCAACGGGGAGCACGGCCCGGACAGCAGCAGCAGCCCCGUGCCCUCCUCGCCCGCCAUGGCUAGUGCCAUCGAGUGCCAUUCCCCCUACGCCAGCCCGUCGGCUCACUGGACAGCCUCAGGGGCAUCGCCCUACAUAAAGCAGCAGGCCCUGCCGCCCAGCAACGCCGCCCCCUCGGGCAUCCACUCCAGCAUGUCCUCCUACUCCCUGGAGCAGAGCUACCUGCACCAGAACGCCCGGGAAGACCUCUCAGUGGGAUUGCCUCGCUACCAGCAUCACUCUUCCCCAGUGUGUGACCGGAAAGAUUUCGUUCUCAAUUUCAAUGGCAUUUCUUCUUUCCAUCCAUCCGCUAGUGGGUCCUAUUAUCACCACCAUCACCACCAAAGCGUCUGUCAAGACAUCAAGCCCUGCGUGAUGUGAAGGGAGCGGCAGUGAGCCCAGGCAGGCGGACAGACAGACGAUCGGGGGGCUGUGUAACAGGUUGGAGGUAUAGCGGGGCUCACGCAGGUCCAAUGUAAUGUGCACUCUGGUAGCAUUCAAUACAACACGAGUCACUUAGCACGAGUCAUUCCCCGAGGCAGAAGUGUCGGCAGUGUCCGCCCGGCCACUCCUUGAAGGACAGACCCACAUGAUAUAACAGCUCACAGCUUCCCCCCUCCGCCCCCGCCCCACCGAAAGAUUUUCUUUUGUGUCUGUGUUUGGGAAGGGCGGGGGACGGGUCUCUGGAUGGGAAGUCCGAGCAGGUUAAUCAUCCAAUGCAUUUCUGCGAUCUCCAUUCCCCUGGCGAAAUAAGCUUUGGAAAAAGGGGACAUAAGGCCAUUUCUCCUACUAAAAAAAUGUUUCAGGAGAGUGGGCAGAAAAAAAAAAAGCCUUCCUCAAUCCCAACACCUGCGGGAAACCACCUUUCUGUUGCUGUAGUGUUAAAAUUAACUUCUUUUUUCCGAAGCGGGGGAAAAGCAAAAUACUCUUGCGGACUCCAACACCGAUUGAUAGUAUUACAGCAAUGGUGUUUAGAAACUUCGUGUAUAGACUUUAAGAAAGUCCGUUGUCCCCUGCCCCUCCUCCCAUAUUGCGGCAACACGACGUUGUGUUUCGAUGUUUUUUACAAAGUUUUCUACCACAGUAUUUUUUAAAAUAAUAUUUUAAACAAAACUUGUGUAUACUCACACACUA
Molecule: messenger RNA, 1914 nt
Organism: Alligator sinensis (Chinese alligator)
Lineage: Eukaryota; Metazoa; Chordata; Crocodylia; Alligatoridae
Gene: FOXF2
Product: forkhead box F2
Exons: 6
Coding region: 1-1161 (386 amino acids)
Biological process (GO): regulation of transcription by RNA polymerase II; animal organ morphogenesis
Cellular component (GO): nucleus
Molecular function (GO): RNA polymerase II cis-regulatory region sequence-specific DNA binding; DNA-binding transcription factor activity, RNA polymerase II-specific
Source: RefSeq, a predicted model, not a curated record